Triplophysa rosa is the source of this 3217-nucleotide messenger RNA. Its product is annotated as transcription factor Sox-9-A-like. The transcript has 3 exons. The coding region runs from base 156 to 1583 and encodes 475 amino acids. The record is from RefSeq and is a predicted model, not a curated record. Gene Ontology annotation, biological process: morphogenesis of an epithelium; heart development; oligodendrocyte differentiation. Gene Ontology annotation, cellular component: nucleus. Lineage: Eukaryota; Metazoa; Chordata; Actinopteri; Cypriniformes; Nemacheilidae. Gene Ontology annotation, molecular function: DNA-binding transcription factor activity, RNA polymerase II-specific; RNA polymerase II cis-regulatory region sequence-specific DNA binding.
AAAUGAUUUGAUCGGGGGAGAGAGAUCAGAGACUCCUAACCCUCAUACGGGAACUGAGCUCGUCACAGUCAGUACCGGUUUAUUUACGCGUGAGUAGCCGAUCCGAUAAAUUCUUAAGGACUUUGGACACUUGGAGAGCUUUUGCGCAGGAGCGCAUGAAACAGACACCUGAACAGCAAGAGCUAAAGGAUUUUACCUCCACACUAGAGAGUUGCAUCUCAUUUUUCUGCAUGAAUCUAUUCGACUCGUACCUAAAAAUGAGCGACGAGCAGGACAAGAGUCUUUCCGACGCGCCGAGCCCGAGCACGUCCGAGGAUUCGGCUCCGUCUCCGUGUCCAUCUGGAUCAGGAUCCGACACCGAGAACACCCAACCCGAGCAGAACCUGAGAGAGUUUCAGAAGGACGAAGGUGACAAGUUCCCCGUGUGCAUAAAAGACGCGGUGUCGCAGGUUCUGAAGGGGUACGAUUGGACCUUGGUGCCCAUGCCAGUGCGAGUGAACGGCUCCAGCAAGUGCAAACCGCACGUCAAGAGACCCAUGAACGCGUUUAUGGUUUGGGCUCAAGCUGCGCGCAGAAAACUGGCGGAUCAGUAUCCGCAUCUUCACAAUGCCGAACUCAGCAAAACCCUCGGCAAACUCUGGAGAUUGCUGAAUGAGGGAGAGAAACGUCCGUUCGUAGAGGAGGCGGAGCGCCUGAGGGUCCAGCAUAAGAAAGACCACCCUGACUACAAGUACCAGCCGAGACGAAGAAAAUCAUUGAAGAAUGGCCAAACGGAACCCGAGGAUAGCGAGCAGACCCACAUUUCUCCCAACGCCAUUUUUAAAGCCCUGCAGCAGGCCGAUUCUCCUGCAUCCAGCCUGGAUGAAGUGCAUUCGCCAGCAGACAACUCUGGAGUGGGCCAGGCGCAAGGCCCCCCCACACCACCCACAACUCCCAAAACUGACCUGCCAUCCAGCAAGGUAGACUUUAAGCUUGAGGGCCGUCCCCUUCAAGAGGGCAUCGACUUUGGAGCAGUGGAUAUCGGCGAGCUGAGCAGCGAUGUGAUCUCUAACAUGGAGCCUAUUGACAUCAAUGAGUUUGACCAGUAUCUGCCCCCUCGCGGACACCCAGGCAUUGCGGCCACUCAGACGUACUCCAGUGGCUACGGCCUCAGCAGUCAAGCCAUGGGAGCCACAGUGCAUGGCUGGAUCUCCAAACAACAGCAGCACUCGUUGAGUGAGCUGGGCCAAAGUCAGCAGAGAACCCAGAUCAAGACCGAGCAGUUGAGUCCCAGCCACUACAGCGAGCAGCAGGGCUCCCCGCAGCAUAUCGCCUACGGCUCGUUCAACCUGCAGCACUACAGCACCUCGUACCCCUCCAUUACCCGCACGCAGUAUGAUUAUGCAGGGCACCAGAAUGCCGCCAGCUCCUACUACAGCCAUUCCGGGGGUCAGAGCUACCCUACAUUCAGCUACAUGAGUCCCAGUCAGAGGCCCAUGUACACCCCAAUUGCCGACACAACAGGUGUCCCCUCCGCACCACAGGCACACAGUCCGCAGCACUGGGAGCAACAGCCAGUCUACACGCAGCUGUCCAGGCCGUAAGACCAGGAGAACUCUGGGACGUUCUUUAAACGUACUGAACUAACAGAAUGGCUCCCAACAGUGCCUUUAAAAUCACUUGGAGUGGUGAUUAUAUUUUGAAGAUAUAAUGACGCUAAAAAGAAAGCCUCUGUGAGGACAUAUUCAAUAUAAAUGUUUUAGUAUGUACUGUGUAUGUGUUAUUUGGGGAAUUUGUACUCUGGUAUAUAGGGAGAAUAAGCAUUUGUCUGCAACCAGUGAUGUUUUUUUUAAGAAAGCCUAACGAUGUCCUCCUAAUUCUGUGUAUAUAUAUAUAUAUAUAUAUAUAUAUAUGUUAAAGUGCCAUUUACCAAUUGGGCAAAGCAAGUGUUGGGUUUGGUGAAACUGUUGUUUGAAAGCACAAGCAGAUGUAUAGUCAGAGUUGUAAUGCUUCUGUAGUCUGUGCCUAAGUGGGAGUCUUGUCGGAGUUGCCAUAUCUGCUGGCUUUAAAUCCUUCUGUGCCUAUAGAGCUCACCUCUUUGUCUUACUGCUGGAGAAGAAACAGGAAGUGCCCUUUGACCCGAGGCUUCUCCAUAGAUUUCCAUUCUGCCAUCGAGUUCUAACCUCUUUAAUUUAUUCAUUAGUAUUCAUUUCACGUCAAAGUAAUACUCUUUGCAUUUUAUCAUUUACUUUAGCCUGUAUGACUAAUUUGUGAUAAAAAAAGCAAAAUGAUUGCAGAGAUUAUUAUUUAGUUGUUGUAGUGCAAGUUUUAACCAUUCCAUUUAUUUAUCAUUUGUAAAUGUUUUCAUUUUAAAGUAUCUAAAAUUGAUCAUCCAGAUGAGUACAGAUGACAUAUAAUUGUGAUGAUACUUGAUCAAAUCUUUGAACGCAAUUAACUGGGAAAUCCCAUUUUUUUUCCUUUUAUCCUGAAGCAUGUGGACUUCUGCAGUCUGUUGGCUAUAUGUAACCCUGGACCACAAAACCAGUCAUAAGGGUCAUUUUUUUUAAAUUGAGAUUUAUUCAUCAACUGAAUGAAUAAGCUUUCCAUUGAUGGAUUCCAUUCGUUUGUUAAGAUAGGAAAAUAUUUGGGCGAGAUACAACUAUUUGAAAAUCUGGAAUAUGAGGGGUCAAAAAAAUCUAAAUAUUGAGAAAAUGGCCUUUAAAGUUGUUCAUCAGAGGUGUUGUAGCAGGCUGUUGCUAAGAAGAAACAAGUUUGUUUUAAUGCUCUCUACUGUAAUGACAUUGUGAAGUGUAGAUGAAGCCAAAAACAGAAAUUCUAAGCUUUACAUAGAUACCAAACUUGAGUGGGUAAUUCACAAAAAGCGGGCAGCAGCGAAGUGAAGUUUGUAGUUUGUGAUUUUGAUGCACUCACUUACAAAAAUUAAGUUUUGAUAUAUUUACGGUAGGAAAUUUACAAAAUAUCUUAAUGGAACAUGAUCUUUACUUAAUAUAUUAAUGCUUUUUGGCAUAAAAGAAAAAUCUAUAAUUCUGACCAAUACAAUGUAUUGUUGCCUAUUGCUACAAAUAUACCCGUGCUACUUAUGACUAGUUUUGUGGUUUUGGUCACGUGUUGUAAAGAUUUCUCUUGAAACACCAGCAUUUGUUUUGUUUAAAUAAAUCUUGAAAGGUCUGCAUAUCUUUUGUAUGAUAUUGUUUGCAAUAAAAGAGAUUAAAAAAUA